AUGCUUCACUCCCGGCGCCGCAUCGCCCAGUUCCGGAAUGCUGUGACAUACCUUAUGAUUUCACUUCAAUCGAGGUUGCAGCGCAAAGAGAUGCGUCCCGAAGACGCCACCGCUAUCAUGGAGAGUCUCAUGCGCGAGUGCGUGGACCUACGUCAGGGUGACAUGGCCCACCUUCUCUUUCGCGCUGCUAUUCGGUUUCGCAAGUACGGGGUGACGAUCACUUUCCCCUUUGUGAGGUAUCUAUACGAGUCCUACAAGCGCGAAAGCGCCAAGGAGCUGAUGCGCAGCAUGGCCGAGGAACUGAAGGCGCACGACGAGAUGAAGGUGAUGGCGGUACUGGCAUAUCAAUUCAGUGGUCAACGAGAAGAAAGCGUCGCCUUGUGGGAGUCAAUCCCGAAAGAGAAGAUCACCACAAACGAUUACUGCGCCGUUCUGGAGGGCAUGGGGAUGACAGGUUACUUCAAGGACGUUGUCGACUUUGCCAAGCGAGUGAUUGAGGACGUCAUCGCAAAGCGGAAGGACGACAUCGACCUGAACGCUAUGGUAUCGCACGCGGCGAUUGCGAGUCGUGGCAGCAAUGCCGCGCUGUACUCUGUUGUCCGCCUUGCUAAGGACUAUGAGCUCACACUCUCCGACCCCGCUGUCGGCGCCCUUGUGCGAUCACGGCUUCAGGAAAGCAGCGUGACGUCGAUGGCGGAGGUAUACAGAGUCGAGGCAGCAUUGUGUGCCGAGCUCAACCGCGUAUCGCUUGGAAUGGCGGGCGACUCGGCUGUCAUCGCAAAGGCCAGCGAGCUUAUGGCGCGUAGCCAUGAAACCGGCGAUGUCGUGAUGCUGGAAAAGGUGCAGCACCUCCGCCGCAUGGUGGAGGACGCCAUCGCGAACGAGACAAUGGACGACCUCGACCCCCUCUUCGCGUCGUCGCUGCUUCGCGGUUUGGGGGUUUUGGGGCGAUUUGAAGAGAUGCGCAAAGCCUUUGACAUGCUCGACAAGGCGGGUGUCGUAAAGGACCACAAACUCUACGAUGAGAUGCUGAGGUGGUACGCUCACGCGUACAAUCUGCGCGACGUCGUCGCCUUGAAGGAGGAAAUGACCCGCAAAGAGGUGUAUCACACGACGCAAACAUACCUAAACGUUUUUCGUGUUCUCGGCCGCUACUAUCCCCGACUCGUGGAGAAGUACCUGACGGAGAUGCGCGGCAGGGGCAUGCAGGUAGACGGCUCCAUGUACCCGACGCUGGUACGCGUCUUUCACGCGCUCAGCGACCACGCCAAGGUGGAGGAGCUCUUCCGAGAGGCAAAGCAGAAGGCGGCAAAGGGCGCCACGUACAACAUGAGCCCAGCGCUCAUCGUGCAAAUGCUCCGCUGCUAUCCAAAGGACAUUGUCCGUAGCGAUGCGAUCGUGCAAGAUGCUGAGCAGUGCGGCCUCCUCGCCAACGAGGCAGUGCAAGCAGAGGUACUGAAUCACUACGCAAUGAAUGACCGCACUGACGCGAUGCAGGCCUUCAUGGCUCGGCUACCGCACAAGACAGCGAAUGUGUACUGCGUGCUGCUGCGCAAUGCAACGCAGCACCGCGACCGCACGCAGUUCAACGCCGUCUUGAGGGAGAUGGAGGCGAAGCAGGUGCCGCUGACUGAGCGCCUCUUCAGUGUCAUUGUCACUUCGCUGGCGUACUUCCAGGACAUCGAAGGAGUGCGUGACUAUGUGCACAGGGCGCUAACGAGCAACCAGAUUCACACGCCGCUCUUCUUUGCCGAUAUGGCGUCGGCGUUCGAGAGGCUCGGCGACGUGGACGCGGUGGAUCAGUGCUGGGCAGACCUCCUCAAAAGUAAAAUGACUCUGACGAUGCCGGUGUACAACCGCUUUCUGGACGUGUACAUGACGCUCAACAACAUGGCGAAGGUGCAGGAAAUAUUAGACACCAUGAUGAAGCUGGUGCCACCGAAUCCAGUGACUGCCACGACGGUCGUGGACAUGCUGGGUAAGAUGGGGCGACUCACCGAGAUGGAGGCGAUCCUCGAUGAAAUGUCCAAGUCGACCAACGCCGUGCCAACGCUGGUCACGUACCAUCAGGCGAUGAAUGCCUACGCAAAGUGUGGGGACGUUGCAAAGAUGGAGACGGUGCGCGAAAAGCUAAAGCGUGAAGGCUUUCACGAGAAUGCAGUGACGUACAACAUUUUGUUCGAGGGCUACGGCCGGGCAAAGCGGUUCGAGCACCUGCUGGAGCUUGUCGAGGAGCGCAAGGAACGUGGGAUUCCGAUGGAGGAGUUUGGCUACGUUGUGCUGCUCAACACAUACGCCCGGGCCCGUAUGCCAACCGAGGCCGAGGCACUCGUGGAUGAGAUGGUGAGCGGCAGCAACGUUGUCUUGAGCAGUCGGUUGCUUGCCACCGUCGCCUCCACUUUCAGCCAAAUUGGCAACGUGGAGCAGAUGCAGCGGUACAUCUCGCUGCUUCUUUCACACCCUGAGUGCCGACUGCGCGAUGUGGAGUCGGUGUACAGCAUCUACGCGCGCCUGCGAGACACCGUCAAGCUGCAGGAGUUGCUGGACACUGUAAAGCUACCGAAGUCCGCCUUUAUUUACAACGCCUGCGUCAGUGCCUUUGCCCGCGCCGGCGAGCAUGCGAAAGUUGCGUUUCUUUUGGCCGAGAUGGAGAGGCAGGGGUUUGCCCUGAGUCGCAACACAAGCAUCAUUCUGAGUAGUUUGCUGCUCAAAGCGGGCAAACUCGAGUUGGCACAAACAGUGCUGAAGUGGAAAGGGCUGACCACGGCAGACGUCGAGUCGGACAGUAUCGCGGAUGCUAGUGGCGCAGCGACUUCUUCGUCGUCAGCGCAUGGUGGUACUUCUGCGCGCCUAUCGUCAGAUGUGGAUGAGGAAGUAAACGCUGAAGCAAUGGACCUUUUGGUACGAGACAUGGAGGACCACAUGUUCGGCAACGCUCGCGAAGACGAGAGCGACGAGUCUAUGUGCAGGUGA
This is a messenger RNA of Leishmania braziliensis MHOM/BR/75/M2904, 2973 nucleotides long. RefSeq lists its product as hypothetical. The transcript has a single exon. The record is from RefSeq and is a predicted model, not a curated record. Lineage: Eukaryota; Euglenozoa; Kinetoplastea; Trypanosomatida; Trypanosomatidae. The coding region runs from base 1 to 2973 and encodes 990 amino acids. Gene Ontology annotation, molecular function: protein binding.